GUUGGUUCGCGAGCUGCAGUUCGAGAGCUCGAGCGAAGCAGACAAUCGCGAAGGACGGAGAGGUUUUUUUAAAAUUCUGAUUUAAAAAAAUAAGUGAAGUUCAUUUAUUUCCACAGAUUAUAAUUCAGGUCUCCAGUUCAUCAUGGCUGGACGAGAUGCAGAGCGGUAUCUUUAUGUGGACAAAAAUGUCAUCAAUAACCCAUUGACACAAGCUGAUUGGGCAGCAAAAAAACUGGUGUGGGUGCCCUCAGAACGUAAUGGAUUUGAGGCUGCAAGCCUCAAGGAGGAAAUGGGUGAUGAGGCACUAGUUGAGUUGGUAGAAAAUGGCAAAAAAGUCAAAGUCAACAAGGAUGACAUCCAGAAGAUGAACCCACCCAAGUUCUCCAAGGUUGAAGACAUGGCAGAGCUGACUUGUCUGAAUGAGGCUUCUGUACUACACAAUUUGAAAGAACGUUACUACUCAGGGCUAAUCUAUACAUACUCAGGUCUUUUCUGUGUGGUGAUCAAUCCAUACAAGAAUCUGCCUAUCUACACGGAGGAAAUUGUUGAGAUGUACAAGGGAAAGAAACGGCAUGAAUUACCACCUCACAUCUAUGCCAUUGCAGACACUGCAUAUAGGAGCAUGUUACAAGAUCGUGAGGACCAGUCAAUCCUCUGCACUGGAGAGUCAGGUGCUGGUAAGACAGAAAAUACCAAGAAAGUGAUUCAAUACUUAGCUCAUGUUGCUUCAUCUCACAAAUCUAGAAAGGAACAGCAGUCUACGGUGUUAGCAUACGGAGAGCUUGAGAGGCAACUGCUCCAAGCCAAUCCUAUCCUUGAAGCUUUCGGCAAUGCAAAAACCGUGAAAAAUGACAACUCUUCCAGAUUUGGCAAAUUUAUUCGAAUUAACUUUGAUGUGAAUGGCUACAUUGUCGGAGCCAAUAUUGAAACUUAUCUGUUGGAAAAAUCUCGUGCCAUACGCCAAGCCAAAGAUGAACGUACCUUCCAUAUUUUUUAUUACCUACUUUCUGGUGCUGGAGAACACUUGAAAACUGAUCUAUUAUUAGAGGGUUACAAUAACUACAGAUUUCUCUCUAAUGGCCACAUCACCAUUCCUGGACAGCAAGACAAGGAUUUGUUUCAGGAAACGAUGGAGGCGUUCCGAAUCAUGGGAAUUCCUGAUGAUGAACUAAUUGCCAUGCUGAAGGUUGUUUCUGCAGUACUUCAAUUUGGAAACAUAGUUUUCAAGAAGGAACGCAACACCGACCAAGCCUCUAUGCCUGAUAAUACAGCUGCCCAGAAAGUCUGCCAUCUGCUGGGAAUCAAUGUUAUGGACUUCAGCAGGGCAAUUCUCACUCCCCGCAUUAAAGUUGGGAGGGAUUAUGUUCAGAAAGCUCAAACCAAAGAACAAGCUGACUUUGCUGUUGAGGCUUUGGCCAAAGCCACUUACGAGCGCCUCUUCCGUUGGCUGGUUAUGCGCAUCAACAAAGCUUUGGAUAGGACCAAGAGACAGGGUGCUUCCUUUGUGGGCAUUCUGGAUAUUGCUGGCUUUGAGAUUUUUGAGCUAAACUCCUUUGAACAGUUGUGCAUUAACUACACAAAUGAAAAACUGCAACAGCUCUUUAAUCACACGAUGUUUAUUCUGGAGCAAGAAGAAUAUCAGCGAGAAGGAAUUGAAUGGAAUUUUAUUGAUUUUGGUCUUGACUUGCAACCUUGCAUUGACUUAAUUGAAAAAUCUGCUAGCCCUCCUGGUAUUCUGGCUCUGCUUGAUGAAGAGUGCUGGUUCCCCAAAGCCACUGACAAGACAUUUGUUGAGAAAGUGAUGCAGGAGCAGGGAACCCAUCCUAAGUUCCAGAAACCUAAGCAGCUAAAAGACAAAGCUGACUUCUGCAUUAUUCAUUAUGCUGGCAAGGUGGACUACAAAGCAAAUGAAUGGCUGAUGAAAAAUAUGGACCCACUGAAUGAUAACAUUGCCACCUUACUGCAUCAAUCUUCUGAUAAGUUUAUAGCUGAUCUCUGGAGGGAUGUGGACCGCAUUGUUGGACUGGAUCAAGUUGUAGAGAUGUCCCAUACAACAUUGCCUGGUGCAUUCAAAACCAAAAGGGGCAUGUUCCGCACAGUUAGUCAACUUUACAAAGAGCAGCUUUCAAAAUUGAUGGCUACAUUGAGGAACACCAACCCUAACUUUGUACGCUGCAUUAUUCCUAACCACGAGAAGAAGUCUGGAAAACUGGAAGCUCACCUUGUUUUGGAUCAGUUACGAUGCAAUGGUGUCCUUGAGGGUAUUCGUAUUUGUAGACAGGGAUUUCCCAACAGGAUUGUGUUUCAGGAAUUCCGUCAAAGAUAUGAAAUCCUUACUCCUAAUUCAAUUCCUAAAGGUUUCAUGGAUGGAAAGCAGGCUUGUGUACUUAUGAUCAAAGCUCUAGAGCUGGAUCCUAAUCUGUACCGGAUUGGACAGAGUAAGGUGUUCUUCCGUGCUGGUGUAUUGGCUCAUCUUGAGGAAGAGCGAGACUUGAAGAUCACUGAUGUCAUCAUAGAAUUCCAAGCCCUGUGCAGAGGUUACUUGGCAAGAAAGGCCUUUGCUCGACGCCAGCAACAGUUGAACGCUAUGAAAGUGAUACAGAGGAACUGUGCUGCUUACUUGAAACUGCGGAACUGGCAAUGGUGGAGAUUGUUCACAAAGGUGAAGCCAUUGCUUCAGGUGAGUCGACAAGAGGAGGAAAUGAUUGCCAAGGAGGAUGAGUUGUUGAAAACCAAGGAGAAACAGUUGCAAGCAGAAAAUAGAUUGUCUGAACUGGAGGAGCAACACACCCAGUUGUUGGCUGAGAAGUCUGCUCUGCAGGAGCAACUACAGGCUGAGACUGAGCUCUGCGCUGAAGCAGAGGAGAUGAGGGCACGACUUGCAACCAAGAAGCAGGAGCUGGAGGAGAUUCUCCAUGAUCUGGAAGCAAGAGUGGAGGAGGAGGAGGAACACUGUCAGCAGCUAGUAACCGAUAAGAAGAAAAUGCAACAAACAGUACAGGAAUUGGAGGAACAACUGGAAGAAGAGGAGGCAACUCGACAAAGGAUGCAACUGGAAAAGAGUAAUCUUGAUUGUAAGAUGAAGGCCAUGAGUGAUGAAAUCUUUGUACUGGAAGAUCAGAGCAGUAAACUCAUGAAGGAGAAAAAACUGAUGGAGGACAGAAUAGCAGAGUUCACCACUAACCUUGCAGAAGAAGAAGAGAAGUCCAAAAGUCUGACCAAACUCAAGGCUAAACAUGAAACCAUGAUUACAGACCUGGAAGAUCGUUUGAAGAGAGAGGAAAAGCUGCGACAAGAAUUGGAGAAGAAUCGCCGUAAAUUGGAGGGAGACUCGUCUGAUUUACAUGAUCAGAUUUCUGAACUGCAACAACAGAUUGCAGAACUCCGAGCACUGCUAGCUAAGAAAGAAGAGGAGCUCCAGGCUGCACUGUCCAGAAUAGAUGAAGAAGCUACGCAAAAGAAUAUUGCCCUGAAGAAAAUCCGUGAACUGGAAUCUCACAUUAGUGAGUUGCAGGAGGAUUUGGAAUCUGAGAAAGUUGCUAGAGCUAAGGCUGAUAAACAGAAAAGAGAUCUUGGUGAGGAAUUGGAGGCUUUGAAAACAGAACUGGAAGAUACACUUGACUCUACUGCUGCCCAACAAGAACUCAGAGCAAAACGGGAGCAAGAAGUGAGUCAGAUGAAGAGAGCCCUGGAAGAUGAAGCAAAAACCCAUGAAUUACAGAUUCAGGAAAUGAGACAAAAACACUCUCAGAUUGUGGAAGAUCUGUCUGAGCAACUUGAACAGACAAAACGGUUCAAAACUGGACUGGAGAAAACCAAACAGGCCCUGGAGAAUGAACGCAAUGAGGUUAGCACUGAAGUGAAGCGUCUGAUGCAGGCUAAAGCUGAAUCUGAGCACAAGCGGAAGAAGCUGGAGACCCAAUUGCAGGAACUCCAAGUUAAAAAUACAGAUGGGGAUCGUUCCCGAACUGAGCUGAUUGAAAAAGUCAACAAGUUGCAGAGUGAGUUGGACAAUGUUACUUCGCUAAUGAAUCAGGCGGAAAGCAAGACAAUUAAACUAACCAAGGACCACAGUACCCUGGAAUCCCAACUACAGGACACACAGGAGCUGCUUCAAGAGGAGACUCGACAGAAGUUGGCUUUUAGUACCAAGUUGAGACACAUGGAAGAUGAGAACAAUCGCCUUCAAGAGCAGCUGGAAGAGGAAGAAGAGGGAAAGAGAAACUUGGAGAAACAGAUUGCCAGCAUCCACACUCAAUUAGCAGAAUCCAAGAAACGCCAGGAAGAUGGAAAUGCAUCAUUGGAACUUGCUGAGGAAGUUAAGAGAAAGCUGCAAAAAGACAUGGAAGUCUUGACUCAGCGUUAUGAAGAGAAAAUAGGUGCCUAUGACAAGUUAGAGAAGACCAAGAACCGUCUGCAGCAGGAGCUGGAUGAUCUGAUUGUGGGUUUGGACCACCAAAGGCAGACUGUUUCCAAUCUUGAGAAGAAACAAAAGAAAUUUGACCAGAUGCUAGCUGAAGAAAAGAACAUUUCCUUAAAGAACGCAGAGGAACGGGAUCGUGCGCAGGCAGAGGCACGGGAGAAAGAGACUAAAACUUUGUCGCUGACUCGUGCCUUGGAGGCAGCUAUGGAGCAGAAAGAAGAGAUGGAGAAAAUGAGCAAGCUACUGCGUGCAGAGAUGGAAGACCUUGUUAGCUCCAAGGAUGAUGUAGGAAAGAAUGUGCAUGAGCUGGAAAAGUCAAAACGCGCUCUGGAGCAGCAGGUGGAAGAGAUGAAAACUCAGCUGGAAGAGCUGGAGGAUGAGCUCCAGGCCACUGAAGAUGCUAAGCUACGACUGGAAGUAAAUCUGCAAGCCAUGAAAGCUCAGUUUGACAGGGACCUGCUGAGUAAGGAUGAGCAGAGUGAAGAAAAGAGGAGGCAGUUAAUUAAGCAGGUCCGUGAGAUGGAGAGUGAACUGGAAGAUGAACGAAAGCAGCGUUCCAUGGCUGUUACCGCCAAGAAGAAGCUGGAAAUGGAUUUGAAGGAUUUGGAGGGACAAAUUGAAACAUCAAACAAAGGUCGUGAGGAAGCCUUGAAGCAGUUCCGCAAACUACAAGCUCAGCUGAAAGACUACCAGCGUGAAUUGGAAGAAGCUUGCAGCUCUCGAGAGGAAAUCCUGACUCAGUCCAAAGAAAAUGAGAAGAAGGUUAAGGCACUUGAGGCAGAAAUGCUUCAUAUGCAAGAGGAACUUGCUGCGGCAGAGCGUGCCAAGAGACUGAUACAGCAGGAGAGGGAUGAGCUGGCUGAGGAGAUUGCCAGCAACAGUUCUGGAAAGUCUUUGGCUUUAGAGGAAAGGAGACGGCUUGAGGCGCGGAUUGCUCAGCUGGAGGAAGAAGUAGAGGAGGAGCAGACCAAUGCUGAAAUGGCCAAUGAUCGUCUCAGAAAAGCCAAUCUCCAGGUUGACCAGAUAAAUGCAGACCUUUCAGCUGAACGCAGCAAUGCCCAGAAGGCUGAAAAUGCUCGCCAGCAAUUAGAACGUCAGAAUAAGGAGCUGAAAGCCAAGUUGCAAGAGAUGGAGAAUGCUGUUAGAUCUAAAUACAAGGCAAAUAUCACAGCACUGGAGGCUAAAAUUGCUCAACUGGAGGAGCAACUCGAUACAGAAACACGGGAAAAACAAGCUGCCAGUAAAUUAGUGCGUCGCUCUGAAAAGAGGCUGAAGGAGGUGAUGCUGCAGAUGGAGGAUGAAAGACGCAAUUCUGAUCAAUACAAAGACCAGGUCGAAAAAGCAAACUCUCGUUUGAAGCAAUUGAAACGACAGCUGGAGGAGGCAGAAGAGGAAGCCCAGCGUGCAAAUGCUUCCCGCAGAAAACUGCAGCGAGAACUGGAAGAUACCACUGAAACGGCAGAUGCAAUGACCCGUGAAGUCAGCACACUCAAGAGCAAGCUCAGGCGUGGAGAGUUGCCAUUCGGUAUACGUCGUACUGCAGGCAGAAAACUGGAUGAAAUAUCGGAUGAUGAUGUUGAAGGUCGAGGUGAAGCAGGCGAUUCCAAAGCUGCUGAAUAAAUGCCAAAACGCCAAUCUACAUUCAGUAUAAACGCCAUCACUGGGCUUAUUGUGAUUACGAUUUUUUUU
Chiloscyllium plagiosum (whitespotted bambooshark) is the source of this 6112-nucleotide messenger RNA. Its product is annotated as myosin-9-like. Gene Ontology annotation, cellular component: myosin II complex; myosin filament; cytoplasm. The record is from RefSeq and is a predicted model, not a curated record. Lineage: Eukaryota; Metazoa; Chordata; Chondrichthyes; Orectolobiformes; Hemiscylliidae. Gene Ontology annotation, molecular function: microfilament motor activity; ATP binding; actin filament binding.